CAUUUAGCUUCCUCAUUUCAUCAGAGAUACUGUAACCCUAACAUCAUAACGCAGACGGCCACACCACCGAUCGUGGCUCUCCUCCUCAUCGACCGCAACUCUCAAUCGCUUUCACUCCAAACGGCGAUGGCGCGGUUCUCCCUUUCACGAUCGUCGGAGCGUUGCUCUCAUCCACGGGCUCCUGCGCGGUGCUCUCCUCCAUGGGUGUCGGCCCGGUGCUCUCCUCCACGCACGCUGCUCCACGGCUCCCCCUCUUCCUAUCUCGGCUCCAAGUACAGGCCUGUCUCGCCUUCUCCUCUUCGCAAGGCCUGUCUCGCCUUCUCCUCUUCGAGAAACCCCUCUCCUUCUCCCGUUUCCACUUCUUCCCCUGUCUCGCCUUCUCCUCUUCGCAAGGGUUGUAACCCCCCUCCUCCUCCUCUGCUUAUUGCUUCUAUUCUUAAAGCUCUGUUAAGGUACGGAAAAAAGCAGUUUGCGGUUGAUGAGACCAGGCGUGAUACUUAGAAUUGUCCAGUGCCUUCAUGCAAUGAACCACCAGUAUUGACUACUUGCUUCUAUUCUAAAAGCUGUGUUAAGGUACGGAAAGAAGCAGUUUGCGGUUGAUGAAACCAGGCGUGAUACUAGAGAAUUGUCCAGUGCCUUCAUGCAAUGAACCACCAGUAUUGACUACUUGCUUCUAUUCUUAAAGCUCUGUUAAGGUACGGAAAGAAGCAGUUUGCGGUUGAUGAGACCAGGCGUGAUACUUAGAAUUGUCCAGUGCCUUCAUGCAAUGAACCACCAGUAUUGACUACUUGCUUCUAGUCUAAAAGCUGUGUUAAGGUACGGAAAGAAGCAGUUUAUGGUUGAUGAGACCAGGCGUGAUACUAGAGAAUUGUCCAGUGCCUUCAUGCAAUGAACCACCAGUAUUGACUACUUGGGUUUUCUGAAUUUUUGUGCAUCUUAAUUCUGAUUUUUGAAGCUGUUUCCUGGGAAAAAAUACGACGAUCUGCAAAAACUGUUAAGAAAUAUUGCUUCAGAGGAGUUUGAAGAACAUUCAUGGACAUUCUAGGACUUGAAGAUUGCAAUUUGUUUAGCCAUGACUCUCAACUUAAUGGAAAACGGAGCAACUUCAAAGAGGAAAAGACUGGUAAAAAAGUAUCAAGCUCAUGCAAAAGUUAAGGAAUUUGAAAUGAAGGAAGUAUCUUCUGCUGCGAAACUAGUUCGGAAUUUUAUAACCAAAGGUGAUAAAGGAAGUAAUCAAGCCAAAAUAGCACAACAGCCUAAGAGAAAAAUUUCAGAAAUUGGAGACAAAUAUAGUAGGGAGAAUUCAAUGGAAGGGAGAAAUAAAACACUUGUAGACAAUGUUAUGAACCGGUCUUUGAGGUCUUCCCAAAACCAAGUGAGGAGUAAUGUUCAACUAGAAGAACAACCAAUUCCUAAGAAGAUGAAGAGUAAGGCAAAGUGUCCAGCAAUGGCUCUUGAUGCCUUUUUGCAUACAGAAGGAGUAGAAGUGGAAAGAGAAGAGGAAGAUGACUUUGAGUCAAUUGGUGAGGAUGCUGGAGCUACUGAAAAAGAACCAGCUAACUUGACAAACUUAAAAAAUAACUUAAAGCGUCCAGCAAUGACUCUUGAUGCUUUUUUGGGUGACCAAGGAAUUCAUGUGGAAAGAGAAGAGGAACAUAAUGAAGUUCCAACUACUGAGGAUGCUAGAUCUAGGCCAUCCCCGAAUAAUGGAGAAAAUGUUCAUAUCCCCUCUGAGGAAGAUUAUAUUGGUGAACAUAAAAGUGACAAUUUUGAUGUAGAAGGAGAUCAAGUUAUGGAAGAGGCUCAUGUAGAAGAUACUUCAAAGGUUAAAAAGACUCAUGGAAAAACAAGAUGCUUAAAGAUUUAUGCAAGAACUUGGGAAGAAAGGGAGGAAGUGACUUUUGAUCAGGGAGCAGCCGUGGGGCCAACAGCUCAAAGAGUGAAGGAUUUAACUAAUUUUAUUGGAACAAUGGGAAGGAAUAGUAAUUUUAUUACCUUAAUGUACACUAAUUGGAAAGCUGUGCCUAAGCAAAUCAAAAAGCGCAUUUGGAAGUAUAUUAAUUCAAAGUUCAUUCUUCCAAAAUCUUCAAAGUUAUGGGUGAUGACUGGUGUUCAAAGAGCAUGGAAGCGUUACAAAAUAAGAAUAAAAAAAGAAGCAUUUUGAACCAUAUUCUGGAAAUAUUGAGGAUAUGUUGGUGAA
Molecule: messenger RNA, 2200 nt
Organism: Arachis ipaensis
Lineage: Eukaryota; Viridiplantae; Streptophyta; Magnoliopsida; Fabales; Fabaceae
Source: RefSeq, a predicted model, not a curated record